CCGAGAAGAAAAUGAUCUCAAACCUUGACUUGUCACCUUGUUUGUAUCUAUUGUGGCAGAUGGACGAUAUGAUCUUCAGUCAAACAGCAUCUAAGUUGUUGGUCAGUGUGGUUCCAAGUUCUCUUCUAACUCCCGUUGGAUUGCUCCUAUUUCAUCCACCGUACUCGUCCAUACGUCCCUGCAUACAUCUUUAUCGCUUUUGUCCACUGUUCAAAGACGGACCAAGGCUAUCAUGGGAAACUGCCUGUCAAAGGCGCGAACGCGUUCCAGUAAGGGCCAAUUUGAGUAUCUCCGCCAGCCUCUGCGUGCAGAAUCGUUGCAAGAUGCGCUUCAGACGCUGCGCAAUUAUGACACCACUAUCAUCAUGGAUGAUUCUUCAUCUAUGACUGGUUCGCUGUGGAAUGAGGCGGAACAGGCUCUCGCCACGCUCGUCGGUGUAGCGAGCCAAUAUGACGCCAGUGCCGCUGGCAUAGACAUACAAUUCUUGAACUGCAGCGCAACCAUGAUGGGAGUUACGGACUCCAGAGUUGUCCACGAGCAGUUCGCCAAAUUCCAGCCCUGUGGCCCAACCACUGUUGGGAAUCGCCUCAGUAUGAUCCUCGGCGAUUAUUUCCGUGACCUGUAUGCUGCUAAGGGACGGGAGGAUGGAUGCAAGAACAUCAAGCCCUUGAAUGUGCUCAUCAUUACUGAUGGCGCGUCAUCGGACGAUGUAGAGAGUGUGAUCGUCUAUUUUGCCAGGCGGCUUGAGGCCGACAAGUGGCCACCCGGACAGGUCGGGAUACAGUUCGUUCAGAUAGGGAAUUCGAGGCAUGCAGCACAGUUCCUUAGAAAGCUGGAUGAUUUGAAGCAGGCACAUGUACGGGACAUCGUCGACACAACGCCCUAUAUCGGCCCACUGAGUGCUGACAUGCUGAUCAAGGUCCUCGUCGGUGGUAUAAAUCGCCGCGUGGACACGAAGGGUGGUGAUUCGGUUAUGUUUUAAGUUGCGAGACACUGGAUACAACACUUGUAUCAUAUCUGGAGCUAAGGAUUUGUCGUCAGCUCAGUACCCAACGAAUCUUCCUGUAGCAAAUAUACCUAUGCAUGUACGUAGCCUUAGUACUUUACCAGUACUGAAUCAUGAGUCUCAGUCUCCCAAUGCGAAUGCGAGAGCCCCAAAAUCAGGUGCAGCCUUAGAUAUCCCUCUCGCCUAGGUCUCGCUCC
This is a messenger RNA of Suillus paluster, 1203 nucleotides long. RefSeq lists its product as uncharacterized. The transcript has 8 exons. The record is from RefSeq and is a predicted model, not a curated record. Lineage: Eukaryota; Fungi; Basidiomycota; Agaricomycetes; Boletales; Suillaceae. The coding region runs from base 233 to 982 and encodes 249 amino acids.